CCUCUCUCUUUCCAACCCUCCAGCGCAGUCGAAAGCGAAAGCAGCCAUGGCCGAUCGGAAGGGUAAGAGGAGGCUAAGCAACAUAACCCCGAACCCACCCCCAGUCACCCGCAGAUCACGUCGUUUAAUGGGACAAUCACCAAACACCCCAGGCGAGGAGGAACCUCCUCAGCCUCUUCGAGCUGCCUCCCGCGAAAUGUCCACAAUCAGCGGUCUUUCUGCCGUGUCAACUCAGCCUGGCCAGGAGCCAUGGGCCGAGUUAAAACAGAGGGCCAAGGCCAGAAUCACCAGCUAUAAACCAGCCCGUCGUGCAAACGAUGAUAAACUACAGGACUGUCUACGCUGCUUUAUCGAUAUUUUGCCUGCAGAUGGCCAGGAGUCUAUUGCUAGGGAUAUUGCUGACUGUCAAACGGACGAGGAUCUAUGGAGGGUGUACCAUAACCUCCUUACUGGAUUAUUACUGCCAAUAAAGGCAGCUAGUCGGACUCCCUCUGUGACCUUAUACCCCCACACCAGGCGUCAGAGAAAUGCAGACAUUGUUGCCAGCACUUUUCCCGAUGAGUCGGAGCUCAGAGUGGAAAGGUUUCGCAAGGCUUGUCUUGAAAGAGAUAGCCAGCGCUGCGUUAUCAGCGGGGUCAUGGACAUUGAACAUUGGGAGAAGAUCGGCUUCCCGAGAGAUAUAGAGUCAGGGCACGUCGAAGGCGCACAUAUAAUACCAUUUUCAUUCGGUUCCUGGGAAGGCAAGACUCUGCCUGACGACGCGGGCCCUAAAUGGGAGGUUCUGGUGCGCUGCUUCCCAGCAGUGCGACGACUGGGCAUGCGCCCAGAGACUAUUAAUGAUCCUUGCAACGGCUUGACCAUGUUCAGCCCUCUACACAUGGAAUUUGGAAGCUUUCAAAUGGCCUUCAAAGAGACGGACACGCCUCACCGCUACCUGCUGAAGACAUACCGCAGAUUUUCUACAUCCUUGUUUAAACAUAUCCCCCAAAGCCCUUUUGUAGAGCUUACAAGUACUACUGGAGACACCGCUCGACCGAGCCCAGUUCUGUUGAAUUGCCAUUUCUACCUUGCAGAAAUUUUGAACGUGUCGGGGAUGAGUGAAUAUAUUGAAGAGAAGAUACAGGACUGGGAAAGUCUUAAACUUGCUCCAGGAGCCGGUCAGCUCCGGGCGGAUGGGUCAACCGAUGUUAGCCGGUACCUGCAGGCUGGUCUGUGGUCUUUGGUCUCUGUAUCGUGAUUCUUGGGAGUCUAGCAUCGGAAGAACAGUUGCGCGACUCAAGAGAGCCAGGCCUCUUGACAUUGCAGGCUCUCGCUGGCCGCUAAAGAGAGAGGAAGCCUGUUUCCAUACCCUGUGGUCAUAUGUCAUAGUGAUAUACUAAUAGUGGCUUAUAUAGGAAUAGAAUGAAGCUUAGUUGAGU
Molecule: messenger RNA, 1418 nt
Organism: Penicilliopsis zonata CBS 506.65
Lineage: Eukaryota; Fungi; Ascomycota; Eurotiomycetes; Eurotiales; Aspergillaceae
Exons: 5
Coding region: 47-1237 (396 amino acids)
Source: RefSeq, a predicted model, not a curated record